UUAGGCAGGGCUGCGUUGGCCAGCGUGAGCUUGCCUUUUCCUUCGCUGACUACACCCCGGGAGGAGGAGCACGAAGCACGUAGGAUACGUCAGAAUCCUCAAUUUCCAACUUAGCAUCUUGGCAGGACAUUUUCCAAAGCAAAGCCCCCAUCCGAAGGCAAAAAACUUAUUCUGCACUGCAUGAUAGGGAGAAAGAGAAAGAAACAGAGUGAGCGAGACUGAAAACAGAAGGUUAAGCGCGAAUAAACAGAUCCGAUCAGCUUCAUCUGUCAGCGACCAAAAUAUCCUAAUUAAAACAUUUUCAUUAAUUUAUUUUUAUACUGCAGGCACGUAGAGGGAGACGGGCAGUGGUCUGCCGAUGCGAGUCUCUAUGGUUCAGAUUAAAAAGUGCUUGAACAAAUAGAGGAAAAGCGCACGAAUAAGUGGCUUAUUUUUUGGUUUGACCAUGGCGUAUCCUCAGGGCUACUUGUACCAGCCUUCCGCUUCUCUGGCACUUUAUUCGUGCCCAGCGUACAGCACCAGUGUGAUUUCGGGUCCCAGGACGGAGGAACUAGGGAGAUCAUCUUCUGGGUCUGCUUUCGCUCCGUAUGCCGGAUCUACAGCGUUCACCAGUGCUUCGCCUGGCUACAAUUCACAUCUCCCGUACAGCGCGGACCCAGCUGCCGCUGCGACGUUCAGUUCGUACGUGGGCUCUCCGUAUGAGCACACCACCGGCAUGACUGGUUCAAUAGGAUAUCACCCAUAUGCUGCCCCCCUGGGCUCAUAUCCCUACGGAGAUCCUGCAUACAGAAAAAACGCUACCCGGGACGCCACGGCUACCCUCAAGGCCUGGCUGAACGAGCACCGCAAAAACCCGUACCCCACCAAGGGGGAGAAAAUCAUGCUGGCCAUCAUCACCAAAAUGACCCUCACCCAAGUGUCCACCUGGUUCGCCAACGCCAGAAGAAGGCUAAAGAAGGAGAACAAGAUGACCUGGACCCCUCGAAAUAGGAGCGAGGAUGAGGAAGAAGAUGAAAAUAUUGAUCUCGAGAAAAACGACGACGAUGAACCGCACAAGGCAACAGACAAGGAAGACUCGACAGACACAGAGUCAGCAGAACAUAAACUUAAUGCGGGGGAAAUUACGUGCGACAGAUUUAAAGAAGACAGCGCUGCAAAGGAGACGGAUCUCGUUUUAACGGAUUCGGAAUUGAAAGAGCAAGAGGACCGGACAGAAUUACUGACUGAUUCCCCCAAGCCUACAACGUCUUCCCCCCAAAACGUGUCAAGAGGAAGUGAGAUUAUUGUGCAGGAAAGACCACUAGAAAUGGUGCACGCAUCGGGCACAGUGAACGGCAUCGGUGGCACCAGCAAUGUCACAUCUGUUAUUCACUCGCCCCCCUCUGCGCCCAAGCCCAAACUUUGGUCCCUCGCCGAGAUCGCAACUUCUUCGGACAGGUGCAAGGGAAGUAGCGAAGCGCCGCAGGCCACAGCGCCGGGUCAAAGCACAGUGAUCACGGCAAGCACGCCGUCGCCGUCGCGGUCACCCUCGCAGUGCCCGUUUCCGAACAACACGGUUCUUUCCAGGCCUAUUUACUACACAUCUCCUUUCUAUCCGGGGUACACGAACUAUGGCACCUUCGGUCAUCUUCAUGGCAACCACGGAGCCGGCACUGGGUCCACCACACAUUUCAAUGGAUUAAACCAAACUGUGUUAAAUAGAGCUGAGGCACUGGUAAGAGAAAGCAAAGUAAGAAGCCAAACCCAAGUAGAACUUUGUAAAGACUCCCCUUAUGAUCUUAAGAAAGGUAUGUCAAACAUUUAAUACCGGCUUCACCGCGAACAUCUGGACAAUUAUUUAUUAAUUGUGUUGGCAAGAAAAGUAAUUAACAAAACAAAGAGGAAACGAUUACUUUCAACGAGAAAGUGGUGAUUCUCAAAUUAUAGUUUCUGGAUGGUCAAUCCGAAAGAUGUAACAUCUAAGAAUUGUCUUAAUCGCUGCUGCCGCUUGAGACUAUUUGUAUUAAAACUAAUAUGUAUAUUUAAUGUAGCAUUUUGUAUUUAAAAUGGACAAUACACUAUCUUUGAAGUAAAUUAUGAAAAAUACACGUGUACAGCAACUGUUUGGGGAUGGAUAUAUAAAUGCUUGUGUCCAAAGUGCUUCAUAGUUGAAAAUAAUGAUUUAUAUAUUUUGACGUCUGA
Brienomyrus brachyistius is the source of this 2181-nucleotide messenger RNA. It is a transcript of the gene irx5a, whose product is annotated as iroquois homeobox 5a. Gene Ontology annotation, molecular function: DNA-binding transcription factor activity, RNA polymerase II-specific; RNA polymerase II cis-regulatory region sequence-specific DNA binding. Gene Ontology annotation, biological process: regulation of transcription by RNA polymerase II; cell development; neuron differentiation. The transcript is spliced from 3 exons. The record is from RefSeq and is a predicted model, not a curated record. Lineage: Eukaryota; Metazoa; Chordata; Actinopteri; Osteoglossiformes; Mormyridae. Bases 446 to 1804 code for a protein of 452 amino acids. Gene Ontology annotation, cellular component: nucleus.